AAUAUUAUUAUCAAUAAAUUAACAAAGAGGUACAAAAAUUUGGGGACACAACUUUAUUGCUCAAAUUAUAAAUUUCUGAUGCAUAGUUAUGAGCUACGGAUAGUUGAUAUAUGCACCCUUUUCCCUCCCUUUUAUACGCUCUCUUCUCCACUUCCCAAGAUCCCUACUUUUUUCUCUUUCCUUCACCUCUUCACAGAUUCGCCAACUCGGGCAACCAAAACGACUGAACACCCAAAAUCAUCAACCUCGAGUGCCCACCAACAAGCCAAUUCGACGCCCAAAGCCCUCACAAAUUAGCCGCUGGGCUAAGGUAGUUGCCAAGAACUUUGAGGUUCCUGAUAGAGGGAACUACCAUAUUUUUGUAGUAAAUAAUAAUUCGGUAUGGAUUCCUCCCAAUAAGACAUCCAUUUAUAGAAGCUUGAAGCCGAGUGCGAAUUGAUAUCGAUGGACAAACAUUCAUACUUUUGCUUCCUCGUCGUCUCGAUCGUCACUGUCCUUGUAGUCUCUCGUUUCUGCUUUCCCAUUUUUGGAAACCUACCACCAGAAAACUUAAAUUAUGAAAAACAAAGCUUUGAAAAACACACUAUUCUCAUGUCCAAAGCCCCUCACCACCCACUCGAUCCACUCACUAUCCAAGAAAUCAACAAAGUUAGAGAAAUCCUAUCAAUUUAUGAGCCAUUUUCAAAUUCUUUUCCAACAAUUCACUCUCUAGCAAUGGAAGAACCAGAUAAAUCAUUAGUAUUGAACUGGAGGGUUGGCAACCCUCGUCCGCCACGACGAGCAGCCGUGAUUGCAACUCUCCACGACCUAGUCCAUGUACUUUCAAUAGAUCUCGAUCUACAUCGAGUCACUCGACACACGGUGAACCCGACGAGGGGAUACCCAAUGGUCACAAUGGAGGAGAUAACAAGUGCAAUGGAAGUAGCAUUGGCAAAUAGUGAGGUUCAAAAGAGCUUACUCGCACGUGGGGUGAAACUGAAGGAUGCAAAAUUCCUUACACCUUCACCAGGAUGGUUUGGAGCAGAGGAAGAAGGGAAGAGGAUUGUGAAAUUACAAUUCUACUCUCUUGAAGGCACAUCAAAUUUCUACAUGAGGCCAAUUGAAGGACUCACAAUAACAGUAGACCUCAACAUAAAAGAGGUAAUCAAAAUCUCAGACACUGGUAAAGGACUCCCAAUCCCAAGAAGCAAAAACACAGAGUAUCAAUACAAUGGCGAAACAGAGCCACCAGAAAUCAAGCCAAUUAACCCCAUAUCAAUAGAGCAACCAAAAGGUCCAAGCUUUACAGUGGAAAAUGGACAUAUAGUCAAAUGGGCUAACUGGGAAUUGCAUAUAAAGCCAGACCAACGAGCAGGAAUGGUAAUUUCAAAGGCUAUGGUGAGAGAUUCAGAAACAGGGGAGCUCCGAAAUGUGAUGUAUAAAGGGUUUUCAUCAGAGCUUUUUGUGCCGUACAUGGAUUUUGAUGAACAUUGGUAUUUCAAGACAUUUAUGGAUGCUGGAGAGUAUGGAUUAGGAUUGUUGUCGAUGCCGCUGGUGCCGUUGAAUGAUUGUCCAAGGAACUCGUAUUAUAUGGAUGCUGUGUUUGUGGAUGGAGAUGGGAAGCCGUAUGUUCAAGAAAAUAUAAUAUGCGUUUUUGAGAGAUAUGCUGGAGAUAUCAGUUGGCGCCAUUCUGAUAGCCUUCUCCCAAAUGGAGAAGCACCUCGAGAAUCAAGACAAAAAGUAACACUUGUGGCUCGCAUGACAUCAACCGUGGGAAAUUAUGACUACAUUAUUGAUUGGGAGUUUCAAACAGAUGGCUUAAUUCGUGUGGAGGUUGGGCUUUCAGGCAUGCUAAUGAUAAAAGCCACCCCGCAAGACUUUGUACACGUCAAAGACGAUGAAACGUUUGAGCCGUUGGUUUCAGAAAAUGCGAUUGGAGUGGUUCAUGACCACUACAUUACAUUUUAUCUUGACAUGGAUGUGGAUGGUGUGAAUAAUUCAUUUGUAAACAUUGAUCUUAUUAAAGAAGAAGUUAAAUCUCUAAAAUCACCAAGGAAGAGCAUCUACAAACCAUAUAGAAAAGUGGCUAAAAAGGAAGAUGAUGCGAAAGUUAAGCUUAGCCUUUAUAAUCCCUCGGAAUUUCAUGUGGUGAAUCCAAGCAAAUUGUCGAGAUUGGGAAACCCAUCGGGGUACAAGCUUGUCCCUACAGCCACAGCUGCUAGUUUGCUUGAUUUGCAUGAUCCACCACAAAUCAGAAGUGCUUUCACCAAUAACCAGAUUUGGGUGACUCCAUACAACAAAAAUGAGCAAUGGGCCGGUGGGCUUUUGACGUACCAGAGCAGGGGAGAUGACACACUAGCGAGCUGGUCUAAAAGAAACCGUCCGAUCGAGAAUACAGACAUAGUAGUGUGGUAUACUUUAGGGUUUCAUCACGUGCCAUGCCAAGAAGAUUUCCCCGUAAUGCCGACUGUGUCCUCCAGCUUUGAUCUAAAGCCCGUCAAUUUCUUCGACAGAAAUCCCAUUCUUCGGGCAGCCCCCGCUUCCUUUGAUGACCUGCCCGUCUGUAGUGUUCGAUCUUCUAUAAACAUAUAGGUUUGAUACUCGAGUCCAAAUGGAUAUAUGUUGUAUUGAGUGAAUUUAGCUUCCCCCCUCUUUUUUUUUUUCUUUUUUUUAAUGAGAGGUUGGAUCACCUAUCCCUAUAAUUAUUGUACUAAAUAAAAAGGUUUUAUAAAAGCCUAUUUAGAUUGGUGUACCUAGAACAAUGGAAAUAAAAUAUAUUACUGAAUAA
Benincasa hispida (wax gourd) is the source of this 2767-nucleotide messenger RNA. RefSeq names its product amine oxidase [copper-containing] gamma 1-like. NCBI's taxonomy places the organism in Eukaryota, Viridiplantae, Streptophyta, Magnoliopsida, Cucurbitales, Cucurbitaceae. Gene Ontology annotation, biological process: amine metabolic process. The record is from RefSeq and is a predicted model, not a curated record. Gene Ontology annotation, molecular function: primary methylamine oxidase activity; copper ion binding; quinone binding.